Messenger RNA from Panicum virgatum (switchgrass), 1901 nucleotides. RefSeq lists its product as uncharacterized. The transcript has 3 exons. The record is from RefSeq and is a predicted model, not a curated record. Gene Ontology annotation, biological process: regulation of DNA-templated transcription. NCBI's taxonomy places the organism in Eukaryota, Viridiplantae, Streptophyta, Magnoliopsida, Poales, Poaceae. Gene Ontology annotation, molecular function: DNA-binding transcription factor activity, RNA polymerase II-specific; RNA polymerase II cis-regulatory region sequence-specific DNA binding. Bases 264 to 1667 code for a protein of 467 amino acids. Gene Ontology annotation, cellular component: nucleus.
UGCAAUUCUUAGUACAUCAAGUCUAAAAUAAAAAACAUAAACAUGAAAAAGGAACCUUUUUAGGUAAAGAAUGAGUUGGAAGGUUAUUCGCUAGAUUAAGUAUCAUCCACCGGAUUCUCACGGUGCCAACGGUCAAGAUGAUGAAGCCAAUCUAUAUAAAGCCUUCCCUACCUCCUUGAGAUAUCCCUUGGAUUUCUUGCCCUCUUUACAUUCUACAAAAUCCUUUCAAGCUAGCAAAGGCGUUUCGAUUUGGGGACAGAUCUAUGGACAGAUCUAUGUUCCGUGAGCCGGCGGCGAUGGAAAGAACAACUCCAUCAACGAGGAUCGGGGCCACAAGCUGGUCCUUGGUUCAGGAGCUCAUCGCUGGUACUCUCCCAACCCCAGAUCUGUACAUCCCCGAUGAGAAUCGUGGCGGCGACAUGUAUGGUACAUCUCCUUAUCCUCUGAUUGCAGCCGGCGCUGUCCAUCCUGGUGGGUCAAAUCAUGCCCCGCGAGAUGGCAAGGUUCCACAUCAUGAUGCUACAGGAUUUAUGGGAGCGGGUGAUCUUGAUUAUGGCAACGCUAUAUGUGGUAAUCGGGCCCUUAUGGAAAAUACCAUUCCAUAUGAGAGUUCUUUAGUGACUAUUGCGAGCCAGGCUUAUGCCGAAGUGGAUGCUCCAACCUACAACGAGAGAGGGUUGUGGUCACCUAAUGAGGACAGUAAGCUUAGAGAGCUUGUGAGUAAGAUAGGUGUAAAGAAGUGGUCCAAAAUUGCAAAGGAUCUCCCAGGCAGGAUUGGAAAGCAAUGCAGAGAGAGAUGGAUGAACCAUUUGAAGCCUGGCAUUAAGGAGACUGCCUGGACAGAGGAAGAGUACCAGAUGCUUAUAACCUGGCACCGGAAGGUCGGCACCGGUUGGGCUAAGAUGGCAAAGCACAUCCCUGGCCGUCCAGAGAACAGCCUCAAGAACCGCUGGAACGCGACCUGGCGCCAUGUGAAGAAGAACAAAGAGACGAUUGAGAUGGCCGUCAACGAUGGGACCCACCCCAACGCCCUCGUGGUCUACAUGGUGCGCGAGUGCGGUGCGCUGACGGAGGGGGCGGGCGCCCCGGCCAGAGCCGCUGACCCGCCGGUGCCGGAUGCUGUGCCGGACGGCUGGCAGGUGGACAACAACCCCGCCGCCACGGAGCCAUCGCCGGGUUCCAACUCGCCCGACCAGUGGUGGCUGCCGAUGCUGUGCGGCGGCGGCACGCUGCCUCCACCGAUUAUGGAGGCGCCAGCGCCACUGCCAGACCACAACAACGUCGAGAGCUGCGUGUAUGCUACGUACGACACCGACGGCUACAUGCGCUACGUGCACCUGCAGCCGACACCGGGGCACGACGGCGACGCUCCGGCCAACCAGGUCGUCGCCGCCGCCGCCGAGGCUCCCGGAUACUACAACCCCCUGACGUUCCCGUACAACCCGCUCGCUGGGCAGCAAGUGUACGCCCACACCACCUACCCUGCAGCUGCAGGCAGCUACGGCCAGGAGGCCGUGCCGAGCUACUGCUACAGCAACAGCGGCGGCGGCGGUGACGAGGCGCACGGCAACGCUGGCUCUGGUUCCGCGGCCCCGGAGCUGGCCGGCAUGCCAUUCAGCGCCAACGCGCCAGCUGCCCAGAACCAGCGCGGCGGCGGCGCCAUUUGAGGUGAGGAACCAGCAUCUGAUGAGACUGGCUACAGAGCUGCGUCACAGCAGUUCAGAUACCAUUUAAAUUAAGCGUCUUCUAUGGACGGCGAAGACUUCUUUUGAGUUUCCAUCGUUGAACCAUGUCGUGUGACUGUCGAGUCGGAUCGUUGAACUAUGUCGUGUUGCUGUCGUGUCGUACUUUUUGCCUGUUGGAGUUUGAUCUAAAUAAGAACCUUGGUAAGCUUUGGACUA